ACAAGAAGACAAUGAUGGAACCAUUCCCGGAGGGCAUUGAGUCAGAGGAGAUGCAAGGAUAGUAGGCAAAUGUUUGACCAUCAAAUUUUAAAAUGUGUCAUGAUUUGAUUAUUAUGCUUCCAAAAUUAGCUAAGGGUAAGGCAACCUACUCACCUUCUCAUAUGGUUACUAGAAGUAGAGCUAAGAUGAUAGCAGCAGGAAGGAAAGAGCACCCCAUUAAGGGAGUUGACACAUCUGAUGAGGAAAGAGAAUCUUUCGUAGAAGGCAUCCGCUCCGCUUUCAAGAGGAGCUGUCCGUCAAUCAAAACGACGGAUAUCCAAACCUGCACUCCAACCCCGAAAUGCCAACGUACUGAAGGUAAUCGCAAAUUUCAUCUGUCUCUUGACGCUAAUUCUUCUGGUUUUUACAUUCAUCUUCAAGAAUUGCGAAUUGAUGGCUAUACUACUAUUUUUAUUCCUGAGGGUUUCAACAAAACUGGUAUAAGGCUUUUUGUUACUAAAUUGAGGCAAAUUGGUUCUUCCAUUGCGGUUUCUGGUAAUUCUGAUCUUGCUAUUUGCUGCCACAACUGGAAUUCGAUUUGUGUUAAGAUAGAUAAUUCACAACCAUCGAUUUCAAAGGCUUUGUUUGAUGUGGAGAUCCAGGAUAGUUUAGUUUCGAACAAUGUUGAUGACUGCAAGACCUUUGAAUCUGGAAAUCAAAAUGGUCUUCCAAAAUCUGAUUUGGUUCAUUCCUUAAUUGUGCCUGAUAGUAUGGCAGUGGUUGGAUUCUCUGCACCCAUUACACCCGAACCUCAGAAGGCAGCAUACAUUGCUUCAAAGAAAACAGAUUCCGUUUCGAAGUUACAGACGGAGGAUAAGGCAGUAACCUUGGGUGAGGUUGUAAGGCGAACUGUUAUAGAGACGGAUUCUCCAGAAUACAAGGCUAAUUUGGCUAAAUUCACGAGGCUUGCAAAGGAAUACUCGAAACCAAAGCUUAUAAACCUUGGAGAACUCUCUGGAAGUACUAAGAAAGAGUCUGCUACUUGUUACAAGUGGAGAUCGGCUGUUCUCUUCAUUCCCAGUUGGAAGGUCCUUGGAUGGCUUGGUACUAAUGUUCUGCUUCGCCGAGCUACUGCUAUAGAAAGAUUGAAGAUGGCAAACAACAACACAAACAACCUCGCCCUGCGUUCCAUUCUGGAUAAAGAUAAAUUGAACGGAACAAACUUUGUUGACUGGAAACGCAAUCUCACCAUUGUUCUCCGCAUGGAUGAGAAAGAGUAUGUGCUCGAAAAGCCCAUUCCUCCUGCCCCUCCUGCUAACGCCCCGAAAGCGGUCAAAGAUGCCUACGAGAAACAUGUUAAGGAUGACAACCAGGUUAGCUGUGUCAUGCUGGCUACCAUGAUAACCGAGCUGCAAAAACAGCACGAGGACAUGAAGGCCCACGAUAUGAUCGUGGCCUUGCGGCAGCUAUACCAGGGGCAAUCCAGGCAUGAACGUUUUCUCGUGAGUAAGGCUCUCUUUAGUUGCAAGCUCUCUUCAGGGAACCCGGUCGGUCCGCACGUUCUCAAAAUGAUUGGUUACAUAACCAAUCUAGAGAAACUCGGGUUCUCCUUGCAGAAGGAGCUGGCAAAGGACCUGAUCCUGCAGUCGCUCCCUGAGCUGUAUAAGGGUUUUGUCAUGAACUACAUGAUGCAUGAUCUUGACAAACCCCUUCCGGAGCUUCUUAAAAUUCUCCAGACUGCAGAGGAGAACCUUACUAAGGGCAAGGGUGCUUCCGUCCUUAUGGUCCAAGGCGGAAAGGGGAAGCCGAAGAAGGGGAUUAAGAUUAAGGCUAGGACGGUCGGAAAGCCUAAAUCGAAGUCCACUUCAUCUGCAACCCAGAAACCCGUAGGAGGAGUUGCAAAGGGCAAAUGUCAUCACUGUGGUAAGGCAGGCCACUGGAGGAGAAAUUGCAAGACAUACCUCGCAACCAAGAAGAAGGAAGGUACGACCAUUUCUUCUGAGGUGUAUGUUAUAGAAGUUAACAUGUCUAUAUCUUCAUCAUGGGUACUAGAUACUGGAUGUGGGUCUCAUAUCUGUACUACCAUGCAGGGACUGAAGCAGAGUAGACGGUUAGCUCGAGGCGAGAUUGAACUCCGAGUCAGCAAUGGUGCACCUGUUGCAGCUUUGGCAAUCGGAACUUAUAGUUUAGUCUUGCCUAGUGGUCUUAUGUUGGAAUUAAACGACUGUUUGUACGUUCCUGCAAUUAGCAGAAACAUUAUUUCUGUUUCAUGUCUUGAUAAGAGUGGUUUCAUCAUUUCUAUUAAAGACAAGUCCCUUUCCAUUUACAGAAAGAAUGUUUUCUAUGCUAAUGCCAACAUGACCAAUGGGUUAUAUGUCCUUGACUUGGACAUGCCUGUCUAUAACAUAUCAGCCAAGAGGAACAAACCAAACGGUUUGAACCAAACAUACCUAUGGCAUUGUAGGACUAAGGAUGCCUUCCUGGUAUAUGGCGGAAAAGAAGAGCUCAGUAUUGUUGGAUAUACUGAUGCCAGCUUCCAGACUGAUAGAGACGACUUCAAGUCGCACGCAGGGUUUUUCAAAGCAUGUUGGGAUUUUGUUAAGAGGGAUGUCACCUCAGCUUGCCAAGAGGUCUUUUUGGGCAUUCCUCUUCCUCCUGCAGCUGCCAGUUCCAAUAUCUGCCUUUUGCCUAAAUUGGAGAAUGCUCAAAGACUCAAUGAUUUCAGGCCUAUUUGCCUUUCUACAGUGGCUUCUAAAAUUGCUUCCAAAUGCAUCUCCAAGAGGCUGGGUACCCUCCUGCCCCUAAUUAUUUUAGAAGAGCAGGGUGCCUAUGUGCCUGGUAGGGAAAUUCUAGAUCAAAUUUUACUUACCAAGGAGAUGGGUCAUCACAUCAACAGAAAAGCCAAUGGAGGUAAUCUUAUCAUCAAGCUUGAUAUGGCUAAAGCUUUUGAUAAACUGAAAUGGUCGUAUUUGUUUGACAUUCUCCAACAGUUUGGCUUCUGUGCACAGUUCAUUAACAUGGAUACUAUUUUGGAAGAAGAUGGCACUGACCAUGGAGAUGUGGGAAAGGAUGGCACUUCCAGACAUGAUGACAAUGAUCAGUUGUCUGAAACACAGUUCAGUGAUCAGUUCUUUGAACAAAUGGACAAAGAAGUGAAUGCUAUUUUGAAAGGCACAAUUGAAGGAAAUUUAAUGGAUUUGUGUGAUGUCUACAUUAAUCAUCCUACUGGACCAAUGGGAGACAACAAGCUUGAUUUGAAGGCUGCAGAUUUUUGCCCACAACAGACUGAUGCUGGGAAUUGUGGUAUGUUUGUGCUUAAAAUUGCAGAGUACCUCAUGAUGGAUAUGGACAUUAGGGACAUCCGUACAGAUCAGAUGGCAGCAUAUAGGAUGAAGAUGGCUACAUAGCUAGUUCGAUUUGCAGAGUCAAAUAUGGCUGCAAAGGAGUGACUAUAACACAUAUUGAUGUUAUUAUCUGUUUUGUGUAUUGAGCUGGUUGAAAGCUCUAUUGCUAUUUUUGCUUUGUAUGAUGAAACCUUUGGUGUAUGACAACAAUGCAUAUGGUCAGUGAUGGUCAUUGGCAUAUUGCAUUGUGACUUAGUUUCAUUCUGUACUAGAAUUCUGUGUUUGGGUACAUGUGCCUUUGUUGUGUUUUGAAGUAAUGUGAAAGUGAAACUGUUGAAAUUGUGUUGUGUUAAACGUGUUUUUUAAAUCAAUUUUAGUGAAAUAA
Cuscuta campestris is the source of this 3708-nucleotide messenger RNA. NCBI's taxonomy places the organism in Eukaryota, Viridiplantae, Streptophyta, Magnoliopsida, Solanales, Convolvulaceae. The record is from the annotation of a GenBank genome assembly.